UGGCUCCGCGGCACGUACCACUACACCGAGACCGAGGGCGCGAGCGUCAGCUUUAACUUCACCGGUGCGUGGCUGUCGCGAUGCGCUGCCCCCGUCUGGGUGUUCGGCGCCGCGGGGCCCGACUACGGGGACUACGAAGUGCGCCUGGACCAGGUCGUGCUCCAGCGCUCGGCGCACCAGGACAGCAACGCGACGCUGCCCUACGUGCUCUACAGCGCGCAGAACCUGACGUACGACCACCACGAGCUCACGCUGUCGAGCCGCGGGAACGGCGGGCUCCUGCUCGACUUCAUCCAGACCACGGUGCAGCUCGCGCCGAAGGGGGCGACGGUGGAGAACCAGACGCUGGAGGAGACGGACGGGCGGAUCAGGUACGAGGGCGAGUGGGGGAACAACCAGUCGGGCAACUUCAGCGGCGGGGGCUCGACGUACACGAACGGCGACGGCGCAUACUUUGAGCUCAACUUCACCGCCUCCGCCAUCUACGUCCUCGGCGACAAGAAGAACGACCACGGGUUGUACGAGGUCACGCUCAGCUCCAACUCCUCCGGCUCGAGCUCGCAGCUACUGAGCGGCGUCUCCGGCUGCGGCGGCGCGUUCGGCGAGUCGUGCGAGCAGCAGCUGCCGUCGCUCAAGUACUUCGCGUCCAACCUCGCGAACGAGACGUACACGCUGCGCCUCGCAAACAUCGCGGGCGAGAAUAACUCGUACUUUGACCUCGACAGUAUCAUCCUCUCCGUCCCGUCCGAGUACGACCCUCGGAACUUGUCGUCUCACGACCCCAUCCCGACGAGCUCCGGGGCCAGCCCGAGCCAGACAGUGGGCAGCGGCGACAGCAGCAGCGACAACAACAGCGCGCUCGCCCUUCACAACCCUCUCGCUGUACUCGUUCUCUCGAUGCUGUGGCUCGUGCGGCGUUGGUUGUAGACGGUAGUAUACAAACAGUGUUUGCCUCACAAUCAGCUCGUUUCGGAUGACUACCCUGUGAAUGUACUUUCAAACCGGAAUGGUGUAUGCUCCCUUGGCCGCAUUUGGCCCUCCUCAUCUGGGUGAUCAUGAACCGCGAUACGCUCGUGCACCGAAAAUGCCUGAAUCGCCUGCACACUGACUUCCAGGUGAGUUUUCUGGACACUGGCGGUAUUUAUCAGAGCUCUACCAGCGGUCGCUCGCUCCAUGACGGCGAGGCAUACUCGGGAGCGUGCAUGCGUCCGCUCUCUCCGGUCGUGGGCU
Schizophyllum commune H4-8 is the source of this 1230-nucleotide messenger RNA. RefSeq lists its product as uncharacterized. The annotation marks the transcript as partial. The record is from RefSeq and is a predicted model, not a curated record. NCBI's taxonomy places the organism in Eukaryota, Fungi, Basidiomycota, Agaricomycetes, Agaricales, Schizophyllaceae. The transcript is spliced from 4 exons.